This is a messenger RNA of Capsaspora owczarzaki ATCC 30864, 7032 nucleotides long. RefSeq lists its product as hypothetical. The record is from RefSeq and is a predicted model, not a curated record. NCBI's taxonomy places the organism in Eukaryota, Filasterea, Ministeriida, Capsasporidae. Bases 51 to 6842 code for a protein of 2263 amino acids. The transcript has 6 exons.
UUUUUGUAAAUUUCCUUCAUUCACAUACAUUCAAGCACAAAACACCAUCCAUGGCACCCCCGGCUGCUGCGACUUCCGGCUCUGCGUUCGGCUUCAAGGAGACGUUUGCUCUUGCUGAUGAUCGCGAGCGCGCCCUCGGCGAACUCAUCUCCGGCACUGAGGACUACUAUGUCUACCACCUCCAGCACUUGCUCAACAUUGGCAAGGGUAACUCGGAACGCGCCGACAAGCUCUUUGCCGAGUUCGCCGAGCACUUCCCCUACUCGGACCGCAAGAAUCAACUCGAGACCCGCAGGCACUUGCUCAGCUUUGACGGCGACUCCAAGCCGCGCAAGGAGCGUGCUGUCGAGUACCUGCGUGACCAGCUCAACACCUACUUGUAUCACGAGCGCCAAGUGACCGCUGCCUCAGAGCAGGCUGCUCCCGCCAAGUACCCCUCCGUGUUGGAUUCCGAGUUGCUUGAUACGAAGGCUCUUGCCAAGACCGCCAUGGACGAAUGCUCGAACUGGAACAUGUCCUCAUUCAGAAUGCCUGAGGCCGUCGAGUAUGUGGCGGAGCACCUUUCCGACAAGGUCGUUUCCCAGUGCUUGCGCAAGGCCGUCGAGUCCAUGAAGUACGCCGACUUUCCGGGAGCGUUCGAGCUCAUCAAGGCUGAGCUGACCCCCAACGACUUUGGCAACCGCAGCAUUCAUGCUCAGCUGCCGCAGGGCUCGCUGGAUGCGCUGAGCAAGGCGCAUCCAUCGCUGCUCAACCACUCGCGGUUUGUUGACGUGUAUCUGUCCAAGCUGCGCCCUGCGGCGGACGUCAACCUGGACCUGGAACGCUCCGAGCGCGAGGCCUACAUUGCGCGGCUCUGGGAUUUUGUCAUCCUGAAGCUUGGGCCGACCUUCAAUGCGCUCAAGGCCAAUGUGUACCUCAUGGCGCUUCAAUUUGAUCGCGAAGUGAACAAGUACGACAGCGUCAAGUUCAUCGAGUAUCUCAAGCUCCCCAAGCGCACCCGCAUUGCGAGUUCGCACUACCACUCGAGUUUCAAGGACCAGAGCUGCGUUUUCAACACGGGCGUGUCCAUGUCGGAACCGUACAUCCCGACGCUUCGUGACGAUACCGAGAUUGUGUCUGAUUUUCUGUACCACUUUUUCUCGCAGCCCGAGUGCAAGUCGUUCAAGCCGUACGACAUGUACUUGGACCAGCAGUUUUUGGUUCGCCAGUACGCCAUGGCCAGGAUCACCUCGGGUGAAAGUCUGUCUGACUCUUCCUUGACGCCCUCGGAAGCGCAAGAGUUGCGUGACCGCGUCGACCUCGAGUUUGCCACCAACAAGACCCACUUUUCGCCCGGCGAUGUCGUGGAGCUGCUCGUGUACACCAAGAACAUUGACCAGCUGAUUCUGAAAGAGUACGACAUCAACACUCGCAACUACUACCAGAGUGAAAAGUCGGAAGUCGGCCCCUCCAUCAACCUCGACGGCAUUGUCGCCAAUCGCGAGACGGUGCACAAGUUCACCGAGCCGCCUGCGCGCCGUGUUUUGCGCAAAUUCCAGUUCCCCAACCUCGUCCAGCGUGGAGUCCAUGUCAUUGAGCUCAUUGGCGCCGGCUUGUCAGCGCGUGCGAUCGUGCGUGUCGGGAGCCUCACUGUGGUUGAGCGCCGCGGCGUUGCCGGCCAUGUCUUUUCCGUGCUGGAUGAGAAGGGCGCUCGCCUCUCAGACCGCCUCAGCAUCAAGAUUGGCAACCAGACGUACGAGCCCGAGUCUGAGGCUGAUGUGAGCCAGGUUGCCGCGACCUCGUCCUCGGCGGCCAUUGCUGCUGGGGAGAUUACCGUGCCGUAUGCCGCCUCCACCUCUCAGCAAGCCAUGCUCGUCACCCACGACAACUUUACGACCCUUGUGAACUUUACCCAUUGCAACGAGUCGUACGACUUUUCGGCGGCAUUCUUGCUCGAGCGCGAGUCGCUGAUUGCAGGCAACCGCACCGCCAAGGUCCUCAUUCGCCCGCAACUCUUCCUGAACAGCCUUCCCAUCUCGCUCAGUGUGCUCGACACGGCGCAGACACAGCUCAUCGUCACGCUCACGGACGACGAGUCCGUGCCAACCGUGCGACGCCUCGGCAACAUUCGGUUCAAGGACGACGAGGAGCUGGUGCACGAGUUUGCCGUCGCUGAUGGCAUUCGCGAGGUCCGUUUCGAACUCACCUCUGUGGUGCAGCACACCAACGGCUCGAGCAAGUCUUCCGUGUCCGCAUCGGACACGCUUGCCAUCAACACCUCGGACGCCUCCAGCCAGGUCGAAGACAUCCACCUGCGCUUUAGCGGUGACGAAUACUCGCUGCACGCCAUUGGCAAGGGUGGCGAGCCUCUUCCCAAGCGCGUCAUUUCGCUCGAAAUUGCACAUGCUCUUGUGACGCGGUCCAUCCACGUUUCGCUGCAGACGGAUGCCAACGGCGCCGUCUCCCUCGGCCCGCUCAAUCAUGUGCUGUCGGUCUCUGCGAACAUUCCUGGCAUUUCUCGUUCGUUUGAGCUGCCGCGUGACUCGGUUCUGCUGCCCCCGAUCGUGCACGCGAAAGCUGGUGAGAAUAUUCUCGUCGCCCUUCCGUCCUCAACGUCCAGCAAGCAGGCUCACUCCUCCGUCAUCUCCUGCAGUGUGGAGCGCGCUUCGCUGCUGUCUGUCAAGGGCGACCGUGUCAUUUCGGACGUGUCCGCCAAGGUGCGUGUGGAUCGCGAAUCGGGCUACUUUGUGAUUGCCGGUCUGCCGCGCGGCGAUUACAUUCUCCGCAUCCGAUCCCCGUGCCUUCCGAAUGUGGCCACUGUCGAGGUGAAGGUGAGCGACGGCCGUGUUGCCGGAAACAAGCUGAUUGGUGCGACGCGUCAUCUGCAGCUCCCCCGCAAGCGCCAGCCGCUCCAGCUUGCCGUUACGUCUUACGACCAUCGCACAGGCCUGACCCUGAAGGUCACCCAUGCGUCGUCCAAAGCCCGCAUUCACAUUUCGCGCCCGCAGCUCGUGUCUGAUCAGACCCUUUCCUCCACGGCGCCGAAUGCCAGCCGCUCAUCUCUCGCGGCCACAGACGUUUCUGUUCCUGCCUCCCAGUACACAACUGCGAAGAAGCUGGGCGAAGAGCAGCAGUACAUUAUUGACCGCAAGUACGCCAAGCGCUUCCCCGGCAACAUGCUCCAGAAGCCGUCGCUGCUCCUCAACCCGUACGCUGUGCGCAAGGCCGAUUCGCGCAACCAGGACGCUCGCGCCGGAGACCGUCACGUUGGCGAAGGUUCUGCUGCCAGCAUGCAUGCCAAGAAAAACCGCCUCAUGGGCAAGCGCGAGCGGAAUGUGGCCGGCAGCGGCAGCGAUCCGAAUCUCGAUUUCCUGACCACCGCAGUGCAAACCCUCACCAAUCUGCGCCCAGACCCGACCACCGGACUGAUUCACGUCUCGCCUGACGUGCUGGCGCAGUGCGGCCUGGGUGAUCGCAUCGUGUGUGCCGCCAUCGACGACGAGGAAGUGGUUGUGCGCCACGCAAUCGCGGCGCCAGCCAACUCGUCCCUCAAGACCAAGGACCGGAGCCUCGCGGACGCUCUUGCCCCCACGACGCACUUUGUGGAGCAAAAGGAGGUGGCGACGGUGCAGGCCAAUGAGAGCUUUGUGGUGCAGAACAUUCGCACCAGCAAGAUUGAAGUGUACGAUUCGCUCGACAAGGCCUACCGCCUGCUUUCUGCCAUCUCGAACUCGUCGCUGCUCCAAGAAUUCAACUUUGUGCUCGAGUGGCCAACCUUGUCUCAGGAGACCAAGCUCGCCAAGUUUUCGCAGUACGCCUGCCACGAGCUUGCCUUCUUCCUGUACAAGAAAGACCGCCCGUUCUUUGACUCGGUUGUCCGCUCGUACUACUCCAACAAGAAGGAGAAGACAUUCCUCGAUCAUUGGCUGGUCGGGCACGACCUUUCGUGGUUUUUGGACACGUAUGCCUACUCGCGCCUCAAUGUUGUUGAGCGCAUCCUGUUGGCAGAGCGCGUUGCUGCAGAACGCGGUGUGGUCGCACUCAACACCAAGCACGGAAGUGAACUCGUCCCUGUUGAUCCGGAGCGCUGGAGCUUCCUGUUCAAGGCUGCCAUUCAGGGUGGAUCGAUGGACGGAAACGACGAGCCCCCGCCGCAAGAAGCGGUUCCAAUGGAGAUUGAGUUUAACAGUAUGAGUGUUGGCGGCGGCGGCGCUGCCAUGCGUAGCCUCGCUCCUUCCAUGUCGUUUGGAGCCCCCGCCCCCAUGGCAAUGAUGGCGCGCGGCGGACCUCCGAUGAUGGCCAAACGGAUGGCUCAGCCAAUGAUGAUGAUGGCCGCUUGUCCGCCACCUCCGCCUCCUGGCAUGGCCAUGAUGGCUAUGGACGAGUGUGAAAUGGCGGCCGAUGACUACGCCGGGGGCUAUGACGAAGACUCUUCCGAUAUGGAGGAAGAGGCCAAAGAAGCAUACUCGGAAGGCGGUCAUCAGGGAGCGGCUCCUGAUGACGACGAUGGCGAGCGAGACCUUCGUCGUCGUGUCACUGGCAAGCAACGUGCGCUCUUCCGCCGUCCCCCUCCGACCGAGGAAUACGCGGAAAACAACUACUACAAGAUUGCCAAGGACGCUCACAACGCCAGCCUCAUCACCCCGAACGCUUUCUGGAGCGACUAUGCGGCGUUCGUCGAGCGCAGCAAAGCCGGCGAGGCGUUCGUGUCGGUCAACCUGGCCUUGGCGACGCGCUCGCUGACCGAAAUGCUGAUGGCGCUGGCAGUGUUGGACGUCCCGUUCACGCCAGCGCAGCAUGAGCGUCAGUACCAAGGCGAGCAGUUGACCUUGCGCACACGCUCUGCUGCCAUCAUUUACACUCGUCAAGUUCGCGAGACUCCCCGAGACCCCGCUGCACCCCCAGUGCAGGCGUUCGUCAAGUACUUUGACCCGAACGAGCGUGAGGGCUACGAAGGCAGCGAGCGUGUUGACAAGUUUGUCACCCAAUUCCUGAGUGGUUCAGUGUACGGAGCGCAGGUUGUCGUGACAAACCUGUCGGGCUCGACGCAAAAGGUGGAGGUGUUGCUCCAAAUCCCACAGGGCGCCGUGCCUCUCCAGGAUGGCUUUUUCACGCGCACUCGCCAUUUGCAAAUUUCGCCCUACUCGACCAGCACUUGCGAGUACCAGUUCUACUUCCCCAAGCCCGGCACUUUCACGCACUACCCGCCUCACGUCACCAAACGUGGCCGCCUGCUGUCGUACGGCGACGCCGCUCCGCUUGUUGUGCAGGCCACCAAGACAGUUGUCGACCAGACGAGCUGGGCCAACAUUGCGGCGGAUGGCACGCUCGAGAAUGUCGUGGCCUUUUUGCAGACUCAGAAUCUGGGCCGUGUUGAUCUGUCCCUGAUUGCGUGGCGCAUGCGCGAGAGCAAGCCGUUCCAGGAGAUUCUUUCAGUGUUGCGCGCUCGUCGUGUCUUUGACCACUCGCUCUGGGGCUACAGUUUGCAGCAUUUUGACUUGAUUGCCCUGUCCGAGUUGCUGCAGCACUCGCCUUCAAUCAUUGCCCAGGUCGCGCCUCGCCUGACAAGCACCCUGCUCACCUUCACGCUCGAAGACCGAGGUGAGGCGCAGAUGCUCGAGUACCAUCCGUUCUUUACGCCUCGCAUCCACCAGCUCGGUCGUCGGGACAUCUUCAACGACUCGCUCAAGGCCGCGUAUGUGUCGUUGCUCAAUGCCAUGGUCUGCUGCGCUACGCCCACCUCCGCAGACCUGUUUGCCCUGACGUACUACUUGCUUCUUCAGUCGCGAAUUGAGGAAGCAAUCUCCACCUUCGCGGCGGCACAGCUGCGUGUCAAGGAAGAGGAAUCGCGAUUGCUUGCCAUGGCAGCGGGCGGCACCAGCUCGAGCAAGUCCAGCAAGGCGGGCCAAUCGUUGGCCCCUCCUCCCGGUGCCGGUGAGCACCAGCUCGUUGUUCGUCGUCGCCCUUCUUUCAGUGCCAUCCCGUCCUCGUUCAUGCGUCUGCAGCGUGAGUAUCUCGAAGCCUACCUCGACUUCUACAACACACAGCCUGAUGUGGCGCCUCUGACUGUGGCCCGCAAGAUCUGUGCCGAGCACAAAAACCACCCCAUCGCGCGUUGGCGCAGCAAGUUUGCGGACAUGGCUCGGCAGAUUGACGAGUACGAUGCUGCCAUGCGUGGCGACAGCAGCUCGAGCAGUGCGGUUGCUUCCCCGACUCGCAACGUUGAAGGCGAUGAAGCUGGCAACAUUGAGCGCCAACAAGCACAGCUGGCUUCGACCGAUGCAGUGCUCAACUUGGAGAUUGCUACCGACGGCACCAUCACGAUCGAGGCUCGCAAUGCCAAGGAGCGCUCGGGCGAGCUGCGAUUCUACCCCAGCGACGUUGAGUUGCUCUUCUCAACCAAUCCUUUUGUGCGUGCCACAAGCGCAGCGUUUGCCUACAUUAAGCCGCAUCUUACUCUGCCCGUGUCGCUCCCCGCUACGGGCAGUGCAGUGACGGUGGCUUUGCCGAAGGAGUUGCUGAACGGCAAUGUCUUUGUUGAGGUUGUUCUGGGCAACUUGUCCAAGUCCACCAUGUUCUACUCGAACGGCCUCACGACCCAUCUGAUGGAGAACUAUGGCCAAGUCCGCGUUGUAGAGCGUGCCUCCAAACGCCCGAUUGCGUCGGCGUAUGUCAAGGUCUACGCCAAGCUCAACGACGGCACCACCAAGUUCUACAAGGACGGCUACACGGAUCUUCGCGGUCUGUUUGAUUAUGUUUCCCUCAGCAACGACGUGUUUGACUCUGUGAAGAGCUUUGCGGUUCUGGUCAUGUCGGACAAGUUUGGCAGCGUUGUUCUGGAAGCGUCGCGCCCACUGGCGUAAAAAAUCGGGCAAAGGCGACUUGACUUGGUUUUUUUUGUUUCAAGUGUGCAUGUUUUUUGAUGUGCUUUGUGUUUCCGCGUGUUGUUUGGUUUGUGAGCAUGCAGAUUCUGGUUGUCCAACACUUUUCAAAAUUGACGUGCUUGUUCAAUUCGUUGCCUUUCCAUCUUCCAGAAUCAACCGCCAAAUUAAC